This is a messenger RNA of Epithele typhae, 363 nucleotides long. RefSeq lists its product as uncharacterized. The coding region runs from base 1 to 363 and encodes 120 amino acids. Lineage: Eukaryota; Fungi; Basidiomycota; Agaricomycetes; Polyporales; Epitheliaceae. The transcript is spliced from 4 exons. The record is from RefSeq and is a predicted model, not a curated record.
AUGGGGCUGCUUCGCCUCACCAACUCGCAGCUCGCGAACCUGCAGUCCCUCUUCUUCAACAUCCACGGUGUCAACUUCAAGCUCACACCCAACGCGCAGAUCUGGCCUCGUGCACUCGACGCCGCGAUCGGCGGGGACAAGAAGAGUGUGUACCUGACCGUGAACUCGAUCGGGACGCCUACGGGCAAGGGCCUCGACUUCAUCAACGUGAUGGCGUUGUGCCCUGUUGCGCCAUUGAACAGCACGGGAGGCGCGGCUUCCACCGCAGGGAGACGCUGCCCCUGGGCGGUGCUUGUCGAUCCAGCCAUGUGGGACGUCCACAGCGCGAUUCGUGCGCGUGCUCGUGACGCACAUCCCGUCUAG